CUUUGGGUAUUUCUAAACAUGUUGGGAAGUGAGAAAACUCUGACCUGUGCACCUUGCAAUAACAAUGUAGGGUUCCUGCAAAGGACCAAUAGCCUGGAAGACAAGAGCCGGAUCGUCAGCUCCCUGAAGGAAAAACAGUCCUCCAAGAGCCUACUGGCGUGUGAGAACAGCGAGAAGGAAUCCAGGUUCCGGCGCACCGAGACAGACUUCUCCAAUUUGUAUGCCAGAGAUUUGCUGCCCGCCAAGAAUGGCGAAGAACAGACCAUGCAGUUCCUGUUGGAGGUUGUGGACAUCCUCCUCAACUACGUGAGGAAGACGUUUGAUAGAUCCACCAAAGUGCUGGACUUCCACCACCCGCACCAGCUCCUGGAGGGCAUGGAGGGCUUCAACUUAGAGCUCUCGGACAACCCGGAGUCCCUGGAGCAGAUCCUGGUAGACUGCCGGGAUACGCUGAAAUACGGAGUGAGGACAGGUCAUCCUCGCUUUUUCAAUCAGCUCUCCACAGGGCUGGACAUCAUUGGCCUGGCCGGGGAGUGGCUGACAUCGACUGCUAAUACAAACAUGUUCACCUAUGAAAUUGCCCCUGUUUUUGUCCUCAUGGAACAAAUAACACUUCGAAAGAUGAGAGAGAUUAUUGGAUGGUCAAAUAAGGAUGGUGAUGGAAUAUUCUCACCUGGAGGAGCAAUCUCCAACAUGUACAGCAUAAUGGCUGCACGCUACAAGUAUUUCCCUGAGGUUAAAACCAAAGGCAUGGCUGCAGUCCCUAAACUGGUUCUCUUUACCUCGGAACAUAGUCACUACUCAAUAAAGAAAGCUGGAGCUGCGCUUGGAUUUGGAACAGACAAUGUGAUUUUGAUAAAAUGCAAUGAAAGAGGCAAAAUAAUACCAGCUGAUUUGGAGGCAAAAAUUUUGGAAGCAAAACAAAAGGGAUACAUUCCUCUUUUUGUAAAUGCAACUGCAGGCACAACAGUAUAUGGAGCCUUUGAUCCAAUACAAGAGAUUGCAGAUAUAUGUGAAAAAUAUAACCUCUGGCUCCAUGUAGAUGCUGCCUGGGGAGGUGGACUCUUAAUGUCCCGAAAGCAUCGUCAUAAAUUGAAUGGAAUAGAAAGAGCCAACUCGGUUACUUGGAAUCCACACAAGAUGAUGGGAGUUUUGUUACAGUGUUCUGCCAUUCUUGUCCGGGAGAAGGGUAUACUUCAAGGGUGCAAUCAAAUGUGUGCAGGCUAUCUCUUCCAGCCAGACAAACAGUAUGAUGUAUCCUAUGACACCGGAGAUAAGGCAAUACAGUGUGGUCGACACGUGGACAUUUUCAAAUUUUGGUUGAUGUGGAAGGCAAAGGGUACUGUAGGAUUUGAAAAUCAGAUUAACAAAUGCCUGGAGCUGGCAGAAUAUCUCUACACUAAAAUCAAAAACAGAGAAGAAUUUGAGAUGGUUUUUGAAGGAGAGCCAGAGCAUACAAAUGUAUGCUUUUGGUACAUUCCACCAAGUCUCAGGGGCAUGCCAGACUGUGAUGAGAGAAGAGAAAAAUUACACAGGGUGGCACCAAAAAUCAAAGCACUGAUGAUGGAGUCAGGUACUACGAUGGUUGGAUACCAGCCUCAGGGCGACAAAGUCAACUUCUUCCGAAUGGUCAUCUCAAACCCAGCAGCAACUAAGUCUGACAUUGACUUCCUCAUUGAGGAAAUAGAGAGAUUGGGGCAGGAGCUGUAGUACAUUGGUUGAAUUAUUUAUUUCUCUAAUUCACUGUUUUCCAGUACUGGCUAAUUUUUAAACCCAGUUCUGCAGAACAUGUUCUAAGGAAUUUCUCUUUCUGUAAGUUCCAAUCUCCUAAGACAUCCUUAAAAAAAACAACUGUAGGAUACUGAAACAUAUAUGUAUUGGUAGAUCGUAUUACUGAGGGAAAAUGUAUUAUCUUGAAGUUGAAGUACUAUUGACUCUUACAUUGGUCUUGUUUAUUGUAGUCAGCAGG
Messenger RNA from Nestor notabilis (Kea), 1969 nucleotides. RefSeq names its product glutamate decarboxylase 1 (brain, 67kDa) (gene GAD1). Gene Ontology annotation, biological process: GABA biosynthetic process. The transcript is spliced from 14 exons. The coding region runs from base 19 to 1710 and encodes 563 amino acids. Gene Ontology annotation, cellular component: presynaptic active zone; cytoplasm. Lineage: Eukaryota; Metazoa; Chordata; Aves; Psittaciformes; Psittacidae. The record is from RefSeq and is a predicted model, not a curated record. Gene Ontology annotation, molecular function: glutamate decarboxylase activity; pyridoxal phosphate binding.